This is a messenger RNA of Ostrinia nubilalis (European corn borer), 2546 nucleotides long. RefSeq names its product ubiquitin carboxyl-terminal hydrolase 30 homolog (gene Usp30). Bases 192 to 2480 code for a protein of 762 amino acids. The transcript is spliced from 15 exons. Gene Ontology annotation, molecular function: cysteine-type deubiquitinase activity. Gene Ontology annotation, cellular component: cytosol; nucleus. Lineage: Eukaryota; Metazoa; Arthropoda; Insecta; Lepidoptera; Crambidae. Gene Ontology annotation, biological process: protein deubiquitination. The record is from RefSeq and is a predicted model, not a curated record.
ACAAAUGUCACAAAACGUCAAAAAAAUGUCAAAGUCGAAUUUUCGUCUCCAGUCGUAGGGUUUUCAUGAAAAGUAGGAAAAAUCCUCAAGAUUACACAACAUUGUAUACUUAGUGGUUUUUAAUGUUUAAUUAUGAAUAAUAUGUAAGGUGCCGUUGACCGGUUGCUAGCUAAAUCGUUAGUGUUGGGACAAUGGAGAGUGGCGACAGGAUUCUUGUGGCUGCGGGGCUUACGGCCGCUGUGGUGGUCGGGGCUUUCGUUCUUUGGGGUCCCGGAGGAGCGCCCCGGGUGCGGAAGAGGCGCGGGCAGAUAGCAGGCCUGCAGAACCUGGGCAGGACCUGCUUCCUCAACACAUUGCUGCAAGCGCUUGCUGCUUGUCCCGCCUUCAUAGAUUGGCUGAAGAAAUACGCCAAAGCUGAUGGCCAUAACAGUAUGAUCACCACACUUUACACUGUUAUUGAAGUUGUGAACGGCACGCACGAAGCCGCCCGGGGUACACCAGUGUGCCCGCUGGGCGUGCUACAAGCGUUGCGGGCAGCAGGCUGGGUGGUGCCGGCCGACCAGCAGGACGCGCACGAGCUCAUGCACGUGCUGCUGUCCUGCGUCGAGGAGGAGACCCUCGCCAUGGCUAAGAAGCCGGGCUGCCUGUCCGACGCGCUAGGGCUGGGCGGCGCGCGCGCGUGGUCGGCGCUGGCGUCGCCCGCGUCGCCGCCCGCCGCGCCCGCCGCCUGGCCGCCGCGGCCCGCGCGUCCUGCCUCCGCCGCGCCCGGCGACGAGCCCGGCCUCGAGGACGCAGACGCGCUAGGGCUGGGCGGCGCGCGCGCGUGGUCGGCACUGGCGUCGCCCGCGUCGCCGCCCGCCGCGCCCGCCGCCUGGCCGCCGCGGCCCGCGCGACCCGCCUCCGCCGCGCCCGGCGACGAGCCCGGCCUCGAGGACGCAGGGCUGUGCGGCGCGCGCGCGUGGUCGGCACUGGCGUCGCCCGCGUCGCCGCCCGCCGCGCCCGCCGCCUGGCCGCCGCGGCCCGCGCGACCCGCCUCCGCCGCGCCCGGCGACGAGCCCGACCUCGAGGACGCAGGGCUGGGCGGCGCGCGCGCGUGGUCGGCACUGGCGUCGCCCGCGUCGCCGCCCGCCGCGCCCGCCGCCUGGCCGCCGCGGCCCGCGCGACCCGCCUCCGCCGCGCCCGGCGACGAGCCCGACCUCGAGGACGCAGGGCUGGGCGGCGCGCGCGCGUGGUCGGCACUGGCGUCGCCCGCGUCGCCGCCCGCCGCGCCCGCCGCCUGGCCGCCGCGGCCCGCGCGCCCCGCCUCCGCCGCGCCCGGCGACGAGCCCGGCCUCGAGGACGCAGGGCUGGGCGGCGCGCGCGCGUGGUCGGCACUGGCGUCGCCCGCGUCGCCGCCCGCCGCGCCCGCCGCCUGGCCGCCGCGGCCCGCGCGCCCCGCCUCCGCCGCGCCCGGCGACGAGCCCGACCUCGAGGACGCAGACGCGCUAGGGCUGGGCGGCGCGCGCGCGUGGUCGGCGCUGGCGUCGCCCGCGUCGCCGCCCGCCGCGCCCGCCGCCUGGCCGCCGCGGCCCGCGCGCCCCGCCUCCGCCGCGCCCGGCGACGAGCCCGGCCUCGAGGACGCAGACGCGCUAGGGCUGGGCGGCGCGCGCGCGUGGUCGGCACUGGCGUCGCCGGCGUCGCCGCCCGCCGCGCCCGCCGCCUGGCCGCCGCGGCCCGCGCGCCCCGCCUCCGCCGCGCCCGGCGACGAGCCCGACCUCGAGGACGCAGGGCUGGGCGGCGCGCGCGCGUGGUCGGCACUGGCGUCGCCCGCGUCGCCGCCCGCCGCGCCCGCCGCCUGGCCGCCGCGGCCCGCGCGCCCCGCCUCCGCCGCGCCCGGCGACGAGCCCGACCUCGAGGACGCAGGGUUGUUGCGCGCGUUCACGGCGCCCGAGCUGGUGGCGGGCGUGCGCUGCGACAAGUGCUGCGGCGCCGAAGACAGCACCAAGCACAUCCGCACCGUCAGCUUCGGGAAGCUGCCGGCGUGCCUGUGCCUGCACAUCGGGCGCGUGGAGUGGGCGCGCGGCGCGCUCAGCAAGCGCGCGGAGCACGUGGCCUUCCCCGAGGCGCUGUCGCUCGCGCCCUACGCGCACCCCACGCCGCCGCCGCAGGUGAACCUAGCAUCCCUAGUCUCAGAAGGGCGCCUGCGCAGCGGGUUAUGCGCGGCCAACACAGAGGCAGCGUCGGCGACGGGCGUGACGGCGGAGCGCGCGCUGUACCGGCUCGUGGCGGUGGUGGUGCACGUGGGCGGCCCGCGCUCCGGGCACUUCGCCACCUACCGCCGCGGGAACGGCUUCGAGGCCAAGAGAUGGUGGUACACAUCAGACACGCUGGUGCACGAGGUGUCGCUGGCGGAGGUGCUGCGCUGCGCCGCCUACAUGCUGUUCUACGAGCGAGCCGCGCCCGACGCCGCCCUACGCGCCGCCGCCACGCAGCACUUCUAGCCGCCCACCGCUUGACCCAGCCCGGGCACACGCCGAGGCCACGUGAUUCGAUCGAGGCUGAUCUGU